UGAUUUAAUUACUCAUCGAUCACGCAAACUUUACAAUAUAAUUUCAAUCCUUUGAAAUUCCACCACAGGGAUGGUCUGGCUUAUGUGUAAAAAAGAUACUGAAAUAUGUAUUUGCAUCGACAAUUCAUAAAUUGCUUCCUGUUUAUAGAUGACGCCUGGUACAAAGGAAAAAUAAAUGGGCCAACAUCAAGAACCAGACGAAAUGAAUAAUGCCAGUCUAAAAGCCACUUAGCCCCUUAGCAUCGAUAAUCGUCGCAGUCAUAAAAAGAUUGGCUUAAAAGCGAGCUUUGGUUAGUGGUUUUGCGUAGACCGUUGUUUUCAUUCAUUGUGGCAAUGGAAACAGAAGACACAAAUCGCGUAUCGGAUUCGCAUCGAAAACGAGCAAGCUCGUUCAACUCAUCACCAGCGAGAGCCCAGCAUGUUACAGGUGAUGAAAACCUCGUGAGGCGACCCCGAAGUAAGACCCUUGGUUCACAAGAAGGGCCAGCGUUUAAGCAACGCACUAGCUCAUUUAAACUAUCAAGCGGAGGUUUACUGGGAAGAAAACGCAGUAAAACUCAAAGCUAUGCGAGAUCCGAAUCAGAAAAUUCUAGCCUGAGUCUUCGUGCGAAGUCAAGCAGAAAAGUCGGCGUUUGUCAUGGCAGGGAUUCUAAUUUGAAUUCUCGACCACGAAGUUGCUCAGAAGAGAUUCUAACGCACAGGGUAGCGGAAAACAUCGACAAAUCAAGGAGAAAAACAAUGGAAAAUACCCGGGAGAUUGCCCCGUCUAAAACGGACGGUUAUCUCGGUUUACCAAGCGAUCGGGGAGACGGUGAAAAUACGGAAAGCCGAAAAGCUACUCUGGACAAUUGUGAGACUGUGGAAAUCCACGAAGAAAAAAGCCUUGGUGGUGAGAACGUCAAUGAAUCUUCAAACAAUACGUCAGCUUUUCCAAGUGGAAUUAGGCCAAAGCAAAUUUCUACUACAUUUCCUAUUCGGUGUGUAAAUAAACACCCCAUUCGACGGGCUUAUUCGCUUCCGGUCAAUCUAAUGAAAUAUCAGCAGAUUGAGUCGAGUUUGGAAGGUCACGAAAUCGAAGAACUGUCGUUACAGGCACAGAGUUGUUCCAUUUUGACGGGACGUGAGUUGAAUUGGGAAUAUGUGACGAGACGGCGAUGUUAUUCAUGCCCGGGAAGAUUAUGCGACUCAGGGGUUAACGAGCAGUACAAUAUUAUUCACGAGAAAGACGUUAUAAAAACAAAUGAACUACACAGUGUACACAAGGCAGCAACUUGUUCAGAAAGCGGCGAAAUGGGCAAUGAGAAUGCAACUACAGCGCCUAAGACAACGUCGGAUGACUUGGCAGACGAUGUAAACAGAGCCGAAGAUGUGGCGGAACAGAGUGCGGAUAAUCCGUCCGAAUUACCGAAAGAUCACGAAUGCACGAGAGCCGAAUUAAUACAUUUGCCCCCUGAUGAGUCUGUUUUCAAUGAGAGCGAUUUGUUAACUGAAAUGAAAUGUAUACCCCGGCUGAGAUCAAAAUCUUUACCAGUUCUUUUCAACCUCGAUAGCGAAGAUCUCUUAGGAAAUUAUCACGGUAGAGAUGCGCCAAAGAAAUGCCGUUCCCUUCCAGAUGUUUUUAACAUAGAAAAAGAAAUCAUUUCCCUCUCUGAGAGCAGUAAAGUCAAUUCAGGGGGCACACACGACGAAGAGGGGGAAUCAUUCGCCGCAGAAGGAGAUGUACAAAUGACAAACCAAGAUCAUUCUAGCAAGACUCAGAAAAUCAAACUGAUCGGGAGGUCGAAAUCAUUGCCCGGUUAUGACACACUUGAUCUAGCGAAUGACCAUGAAAACGAAAAUUCUGCUAUUACCAAACCUUUAACGAAACCGACUCGGAAAUUGCACAGGUCGCUCUCUCUGCCAACAAUACUUGAAGAAAUCCCUUUUAGUAUUGUUAAAGAGCAACCUUUUGAAAAAAUGAAAUUAAACUCAGAGCUGGAAAAAUUAGCCGUGCUAAACGAAGAGGAAGACGAUGAAGAAAAAGCUCCUUGUGUAAAUAUACGCAAUGUCGAGUUUCAAGAAAUUGUCACUAAAGACUUGGAUAAGCCUGACGUUCGCAAUGAUAAUAAUGAUUGCACGUCUCGUAUAUUAGCCACGUCUGUUGGGGAUAAUCAGAGCAAGCUUAUAGAUAGUAUUCUUGCGGCAGAAAGUGGAGAAAAUAGUGAGACCCCUGGAGGCUGUAUGGAAAACCAAGGUAUUUACUUGGACGAGGUCAAAGAUAAAAUGUCUACUGCCAUCGCUAGCGUUGAUACAAUAGUAACAAAUGGAAGGUCAGCCAAACUUGAUGAGUCUGAUAAAAAAGAGGCCGGGGAAGAUGUUGCUGAACGACUAAAAGCGAUGACACAAGUGGAUUGGGACUUGCCGCUCAUUCAACGGCCACGUGUUAAUACCUUACCAUUAACGGAAUAUAUGGAACGGAUCCCGGAACUACCGGAAAAAGAUUCGCCAAUCUGGGAGACGACAACUAAGGGGAUGAUUCAUGCGUUUUCAUUGACACCACCUAAAGGAAAGGAGCUUGACAAUCACAAACGAAGAUCUUGGCCUAUGGAUAUGAGAGACAUAAAACAAAACCCUGUUGAAUCAGCAUCAAAAGAGGAUUUGAUUUUUGUACAGACACAGUGCCACAAAGAAGACCUUACCAAGGAUCAGGGGUCAAAACAUGAAAUGCUUGACGACACUGACGGUUUGCGCAUGCCCAGUACAGAACAAGACCAUGAUGCACUGCUGACAUUGUGGAAAUCGCAUGCCAGCUCGUACCCAGAUACCCUUGAUCUGAAUUUGAUGAGAAAACCUGGCCAUGAGUUUGCGGAGACGCACCACAUGGAAAAACUUGAAGAGGAAAACGAGGAAGAAGAUCGGAAAGAGAGCGAUGCAUUUAAUGCAAACAAAUCCCUCAGCUACGAUGAGCUUUUGGAUGAUUUCGAGGAGAAGUUUUCUCGUGCCGUGAGCUAUUACACAGAACCAGAUUUCACACAGUCCUUGUCUUCCAUUCACCGUGAAAUCGCCAACGGGAGCGUGGAACGUUUGAUCGCUUUGAUUGACAGUGGGGCGGAUGUGAACGCCCCUGAUGAGCAUGGUUACCCACCUCUUCACGUCGCUGUGGUCAGCGGUCAAGUGGACUGCGCUGAUUGCCUUAUAAGAGCAGGGGCUGAUUUGGAAGGGUACACAGAGGCACUUGUUAAUGAGUUUUAUGCCUUGAGGGACGAGGGACGUCAGUAUAACGGACGAGCGAUUUUCAUUUGACUUGAGGCAUUGCUGAUAACAUUACACUUUAUAUGACAUUUCUAAAUGGGAUUAAGUUAGCCACUCUAAAUAACCAAUUAGGAAUAUAAACCUCAGCUUAUAUUUAUGUAAAUGAAAGAAGACAGGAUCCUAGAAAAAAGGAGAGGGAUCGCAUCCACUCUAGUCCUAGUCGUUCUUAACGGGUUUCUUGUCCUUAGAGACGAACCAUGAAAGCUUGGGGUUUGGGACAAGUUUGGUUUUCUGUGACGAUAACUCUUACCAGCCGAUCAGAAAGACUGAUUAUAACGCAUGUAACUAGGCUGAAUCUAAUCUUUAUUAGGACAGUCACUGCAAUCAACUUUUAUGCAAUGUUUAUGCAAUGUCGUGCUCUCUAGCCAGAUAAAUCAAUAUAGUCCACUAAAACUGGUAGUCAGUGGACAGGUCACUCCUUUGCUAACGUCUGGAAUGGGUUAAGGUCACUUCCUAGAUAACUUUGGUGUUAAUGAGGUUAAGGUCACUUACUACUUAGCUAGGGUCUGGAUAAGGUAAGGCUGCUUACUAGUUAGCUAGGGUGUGGAUGGGUUUAGGCCACUCACUAGCUAGCUAGGGUGUGGAUGGGUUAGGCCACAUACUAGCUAGCUAGGGCGUGGAUGGGGUUAGGCCACUUACUAGCUAGCUAGGGUGUGGAUGGGUUAGGGCACUUACUAGCUAGCUAGGGCGUGGAUGGGGUUAGGGCACUUACUAGCUAGCUAGGGUGUGGAUGGGGUUAGGGCACUUACUAGCUAGCUAGGGUGUGGAUGGGGUUAGGGCACUUACUAGCUAGCUAGGGCGUGGAUGGGGUUAGGCCACUUACUAGCUAGCUAGGGUGUGGAUGGGGUUAGACCACUUACUAGCUAGCUAGGGCGUGGAUGGGGUUAGGCCACUUACUAGCUAGCUAGGGUGUGGAUGGGGUUAGGCCACUUACUAGCUAGCUAGGGCGUGGAUGGGGUUAGGCCACCUACUAGCUAGCUAGGGUGUGGAUGGGUUAGGCCACUUACUAGCUAGCUAGGGUGUGGAUGGGGUUAGGCCACCUACUAGCUAGCUAGGGUGUGGAUGGGUUAGGGCACUUACUAGCUAGCUAGGGUGUGGAUGGGUUAGGCCACUUACUAGCUAGCUAGGGCGUGGAUGGGGUUAGGCCACUUACUAGCUAGCUAGGGUGUGGAUGGGUUAGGCCACUUACUAGCUAGCUAGGGCGUGGAUGGGGUUAGGCCACUUACUAGCUAGCUAGGGUGUGGAUGGGUUAGGCCACUUACUAGCUAGCUAGGGCGUGGAUGGGGUUAGGGCACUUACUAGCUAGCUAGGGUGUGGAUGGGGUUAGGGCACUUACUAGCUAGCUAGGGCGUGGAUGGGGCUAGGGCACUUACUAGCUAGCUAGGGCGUGGAUGGGGUUAGGGCACUUACUAGCUAGCUAGGGUGUGGAUGGGGUUAGGGCACUUACUAGCUAGCUAGGGCGUGGAUGGGGUUAGGCCACUUACUAGCUAGCUAGGGCGUGGAUGGGGUUAGGCCACUUACUAGCUAGCUAGGGCGUGGAUGGGGUUAGGCCACUUACUAGCUAGCUAGGGUGUGGAUGGGUUAGGCCACUUACUAGCUAGCUAGGGUGUGGAUGGGGUUAGGCCACUUACUAGCUAGCUAGGGUGUGGAUGGGUUAGGGCACUUACUAGCUAGCUAGGGCGUGGAUGGGGUUAGGGCACUUACUAGCUAGCUAGGGUGUGGAUGGGGUAAGACCACUUACUAGCUAGCUAGGGCGUGGAUGGGGUUAGGGCACUUACUAGCUAGCUAGGGUGUGGAUGGGGUAAGACCACUUACUAGCUAGCUAGGGUGUGGAUGGGGUUAGGCCACUUACUAGCUAGCUAGGGUGUGGAUGGGGUAAGACCACUUACUAGCUAGCUAGGGUGUGGAUGGGGUAAGACCACUUACUAGCUAGCUAGGGUGUGGAUGGGGUUAGGCCACUUACUAGCUAGCUAGGGUGUGGAUGGGGUUAGGCCACUUACUAGCUAGCUAGGGUGUGGAUGGGGUUAGGGCACUUACUAGCUAGCUAGGGUGUGGAUGGGGUAAGACCACUUACUAGCUAGCUAGGGCGUGGAUGGGGUUAGGCCACUUACUAGCUAGCUAGGGUGUGGAUGGGGUUAGGCCACUUACUAGCUAGCUAGGGUGUGGAUGGGGUUAGGCCACUUACUAGCUAGCUAGGGUGUGGAUGGGUUAGGGCACUUACUAGCUAGCUAGGGCGUGGAUGGGGUUAGGGCACUUACUAGCUAGCUAGGGUGUGGAUGGGGUAAGACCACUUACUAGCUAGCUAGGGUGUAGAUGGGGUUAGGCCACUUACUAGCUAGCUAGGGUGUGGAUGGGGUAAGACCACUUACUAGCUAGCUAGGGUGUGGAUGGGGUAAGACCACUUACUAGCUAGCUAGGGUGUGGAUGGGGUAAGACCACUUACUAGCUAGCUAGGGUGUGGAUGGGGUAAGGCCACUUACUAGCUAGCUAGGGUGUGGAUGGGGUAAGACCACUUACUAGCUAGCUAGGGUGUGGAUGGGGUUAGGCCACUUACUAGCUAGCUAGGGUGUGGAUGGGGUUAGGCCACUUACUAGCUAGCUAGGGUGUGGAUGGGGUUAGGCCACUUACUAGCUAGCUAGGGUGUGGAUGGGGUUAGGGCACUUACUAGCUAGCUAGGGCGUGGAUGGGGUUAGGCCACUUACUAGCUAGCUAGGGUGUGGAUGGGGUUAGGCCACUUACUAGCUAGCUAGGGUGUGGAUGGGGUUAGGGCACUUACUAGCUAGCUAGGGCGUGGAUGGGGUUAGGCCACUUACUAGCUAGCUAGGGCGUGGAUGGGGUUAGGCCACUUACUAGCUAGCUAGGGUGUGGAUGGGUUAGACCACUUACUAGCUAGCUAGGGUGUGGAUGGGUUAGGCCACUUACUAGCUAGCUAGGGUGUGGAUGGGGUUAGGCCACUCACUAGCUAGCUAGGGUGUGGAUGGGUUUAGGCCACUUAAGCUAGCUAGGGUGUGGAUGGGUUAGGCCACUUACUAGCUAGCUAGGGCGUGGAAGGGGUUAGGCCACUUACUAGCUAGCUAGGGUGUGGAUGGGGUUAGGCCACUUACUAGCUAGCUAGGGCGUGGAAGGGGUUAGGCCACUUACUAGCUAGCUAGGGUGUGGAUGGGGUUAGGCCACUUACUAGCUAGCUAGGGCGUGGAAGGGGUUAGGCCACUUACUAGCUAGCUAGGGUGUGGAUGGGGUUAGGCCACUUACUAGCUAGCUAGGGUGUGGAUGGGGUUAGGCCACUUACUAGCUAGCUAGGGUGUGGAUGGGGUUAGGGCACUUACUAGCUAGCUAGGGUGUCAUUUAUGAUGAAUCGUACAGCAAAGUAACAGUCCCGUGUAGUGUUAAGCAUAAAUAGGUCAGGGCAGUAAGCAAUAGUAAGCAUCAAAGGAAAGACGUAGAAAGCACACAGCCUUGGACAGAAAUAGCAUCGAUAACACUAAUAGCCAACAAAAGAAUGGCAUUCAUUGAACACAUUCUCGAAAUCGUUAUUGCGUACCUGCCUAGAAUUCAAAAUUCUUUUCUCAUUUGGUGGCAAUCUAAUCAUCUUCUAAGUCUUAAAAAUCGAGUGUAUUGAAAAAAAGGGGAUCUAAUUUGGACCCGGGGUCACCCGGCGCGCUACAGAGAGGAGGGCUAGUGCCCAAGAAGCCGACCAAAGCCUGAUGGAGUUGAAUAUACUCCAGAAUUAAACUAUGGCAUAGUCUAUACAAUAACAGAAAUUGAAACAAAUACACAUAAGCCAAAGCGCCUUGUGUAGAUUCUUGUGUGUUUAGUCGGUUCACACACGAAAGAUUUCAACAUAAGCAAAGGCAGAAACUGAAGAAAACGGAAUAUUUUCAUUUUCUUCUUCUAACUAUUUUACUUUUUUUACUGAAUUGAAAAAAAAAAGAAAAGCGAAAAAGUAGAUUGGGGUACCUGUGCCCGCAUUUAUAUGUGACUCGCCCAAGUCUCCGUCUGUUUGCGCGUUUAAGAUGGCGGCAUAAGUUGUUAUUUCGCUUUUCCAGAUAAGAACUGUUACGUGAUUACUUUACUGAUUGUUCUUAGCGCUAUAUUUAGAUGAUUGACAACUCAAUGAUACGGUAUCAUAUUACCUACUCCCAUGUAGAUCUGAUCUCUCUCUUUGUGAAUAAACUAUUGAACACAACACGUAACAAGAACGAAAUCAACUGCACACCACAGUACAAACUCUAGAUUCUCUUCAAACUCUCCAGGUUGUUCCAGCGCUCUUUACUUCUUGAUUUUUUUUGAACUGAUAACUAAACCCAGACCAAGUCUAGGAAAAUAUUCAGACUAUUCUGUUAGAAACGAGAAUCACCAGCGUGAAAUAACAACGAUGACUAAACCUCUGAGAUUGUGGCACCGUCUCUUUCUCUAUGGCAUCCACGGUUUCUUCGACGAAAUCAUGUUUACAGCGACUGUAGACUUCAUAGCAUCUGGCUGCUCCGACUGGCGGCUUCGAGGUCAUUCGUCUAUGUGGUCCCUAUUCCAAUACGCCUUCGGUAGCUACCUCAUCGAACGAUCUUUUCUCUUUCUCAAACAAAACACAGCCUUAUCAAGGUUCACGCGAGCCUUGCUGUAUGUGAAAAUGGUUUACAUGUGAGAGUUUAGCUCGGGGUAUGUUCUGCGCAUUUUCGAUGCUUGUCCGUGGGACUAUUCAGAGAUGCGCUGGAAUGUUUAUGGUCUUAUAACUCUACAGUAUUUUCCAGUAUGGUAUUUCGCGUCUUUGUAUAAUGAAGUCUUAUGUGAGUUUUUGCUCUCACUGCGAAUUGCUGAUGUUGGAAAAUUUGGAAUGGAACAGGACAAGGAACUUGUCAAGAAUGAUGUCCAAGCUAAGAAAGUUCCAUGACGUUCAUGAUUAGUUUGGCCCAUAAAUCUGUAAAAGCAGGGACGGAUCUAGGGGUGGGCUGAGCGGGCCCUACCCACCCCCUAUUUUCAGAUAUUUGGUUAAAAAACAUUUAUGAAAAUCCAGUGAAGAACAAUAAAUCUGGUCCCCUUCCUUGAAACCCUUGCUCCCCCCCCCCCCCCCCUGACCCCCACUUUCUAGAAGUCUUGGGCCCUGGAAAGGGGUCAGUGCGCAGCUCUUACAAGCUGCAAUUUGAUUGGGCAAAUGAACAAUAUCCGCACCUCUACACAAAGAACGAGAAGAAUAAAGACAAAAGAACUCCUUUGUAGAACAAAAAUGAUAGGAGACAAGGCAGCUGCGUACUUACUCCUGGAAAGAGGCCUUGCCAUCCACACCUUUGUUAUUCUUUUGAUCCAUAAUUGAAGAAUAAAUAUGUAGAUUUAGGCACUGCCUAAAAGCGGAGCCAGCAUUUAA
This is a messenger RNA of Nematostella vectensis (starlet sea anemone), 8650 nucleotides long. RefSeq lists its product as uncharacterized. Gene Ontology annotation, molecular function: protein binding. Lineage: Eukaryota; Metazoa; Cnidaria; Anthozoa; Actiniaria; Edwardsiidae. The coding region runs from base 334 to 3282 and encodes 982 amino acids. The record is from RefSeq and is a predicted model, not a curated record. The transcript has a single exon.